AUGCCAGAGGACCACGUGAACGGAACCUUGGUAGAGAAGGCGCUGGAGAACCUGCCAGACGUGGAGCAUGUGUUCUUGUGGGGAGCAGGAGACGAUGAGGAUGUCAUCAAUGAUCCGCCAACUUCGGUGGUGCCUCUGGUGCGGGGAUCGUCGCCGGAAGUGCCGGACCGUGGAUCGUCGCCGGGGACUCCGGACCGUGGCUCAUCGCCGGAGGGUGGCAUUUGGUACGCAUCCCAGAGGCUUGUUUUUCUCUGGGUCGGUCAGUCGGUCGACUCUCUGCUGUUCUGGUCCAAUGACAUCACCUCUGCAGCCUCCAGCCAUCAGAUUCCAGCCAUCAGAUUCCAGCCACCAGAUUCCAGCCACCAGAUUCCAGCCACCAGAUUCCAGCCACCAGAUUCCAGCCACCAGAUUCCAGCCACCAGAUUCCAGCCAUCAGAUUCCAGCCACCAGAUUCCAGCCAUCAGAUUCCAGCCAUCAGAUUCCAGCCAUCAGAUUCCAGCCACCAGAUUCCAGCCACCAGAUUCCAGCCACCAGAUUCCAGCCACCAGAUUCCAGCCAUCAGAUUCCAGCCAUCAGAUUCCAGCCACCAGAUUCCAGCCACCAGAUUCCAGCCACCAGAUUCCAGCCACCAGAUUCCAGCCAUCAGAUUCCAGCCAUCAGAUUCCAGCCAUCAGAUUCCAGCCACCAGAUUCCAGCCACCAGAUUCCAGCCACCAGAUUCCAGCCACCAGAUUCCAGCCACCAGAUUCCAGCCACCAGAUUCCAGCCAUCAGAUUCCAGCCACCAGAUUCCAGAGAGGUUGCUUGACUUGAAACAGGAGAGGCGAAACGGAUCAGAGGACCAAUACGCGGCGUGGUAAGUGUCCAUGGUUCUUUUUAAUACGUUAAGGUACACAUGAACAACUGACUACAAAAAACAAGAAAUGUGAAAACUCAAAACAGUCCUAUCUGGUACAAAGACAGAGACAGGAACAAUCACCCACAAACACACAGUGAAACCCAGGCUACCUAAGUAUGAUUCUCAAUCAGAGACAACUAAUGACACCUGCCUCUGAUUGAGAACCAUACUAGGCCGAAACAUAGAAAUACCCAAAUCAUAGAAAAACAAACAUAGACUGCCCACCCAACUCACGCCCUGACCAUACUAACUAAAUACAAAACACAGGAAAUAAAGGUCAGAACGUGACAAUUCAGCACAUCUGUUUAAUAGUUGUUAAUUUCCUCACGUUGGUUAUCUUUACACACAGUUUCUCGUGAAAGACGUGAAGCUAAAAGAAGGGGUCAAGGCAGAGGAACGACAUUGAGUUGUAAAACAUUGUUGCCAUGGUGAUUCACGUCCAAUACAGGAGGAAUAUGACGGAUUCAUACGAGGACACUUAUUAUGGACUCAGAGUCAUGCACUGCAUAAAGAGACCCAUCUGUAUAAUAUAAGCCCGAAAAUGCUAUUUACUACACUUAGUCUCAGUGCAAUGCCUUUUAAAGCUAUUUGUCAAUCAGUGAAAAAGCUAAAUAAAUGGGAGUGAGUCAAACAAGGAAGUUGUUUAAAAAAAAAAGAAGUAAAAGCUAUUUUCAAAAGAUUGGUAAAUAAUAUUUUCCAGCUGUCCAGUGUUCUCCGCCGCUACGUAGCUCUUCACACCAGAAACCAGAGC
This is a messenger RNA of Oncorhynchus keta (chum salmon), 1647 nucleotides long. RefSeq names its product salivary glue protein Sgs-4-like. The coding region runs from base 1 to 858 and encodes 285 amino acids. The transcript has 5 exons. The record is from RefSeq and is a predicted model, not a curated record. NCBI's taxonomy places the organism in Eukaryota, Metazoa, Chordata, Actinopteri, Salmoniformes, Salmonidae.